AUGGCCAGCUCCCUCUGCAGAGAGGAAAACACAGAGGGAAGAGGUGAAACUGCAGACACCUGCACCAGGGUGAGGGUGAGUAGCCAGUGGAUGCACAGCAGGAAACCCAGGCUGGAGGGUGCUGCCCAAGGCCAGCUGGCCAUGGCAAUUUUGCUGUGUCAGGUCAGCAUGCUCACAGUGCUUAUUAGCAAGUGCUACAUGUGCCCAGAAAUCUCUCCUGGAGUUAGGGCAGCCAUAAGCUCUUGCUCACCAAGACAGCAAGUAGGAUGCAGCUGCCCGAGCAGGCAUUUAGAGCAAGAAGAACAAAGUUCCUCUCCUUUUCCUGCCGGAGGGCAUUUCAGCUCGCUUCUCCCUCUCUCCCGGCACGCUGUAGCUGCUGAGCAUGCUCACCUGGACAACACAUCAGCCAAACACAGCAUUGGGCUGGCCAAACCACCUGGGAUUAGGAGGUUUUUUUUGUUUCUCUUCAGUCAGAAGUGGAGGUGUGCUCAGGUGCUGGAGCCUUCUCAUGGUAUCUACAAGCUCAGGACAGAGGAUGACGCUUGCCAGUCUCUCCCACUGUGGGCCCCACUCUGUGUUGUGCACAUCUUUUUGGUGUUCCCUGUCCCAUGGUGGCUCCCCAAGGAGCAAUGUACCUACUUUUUGGAACAGUCACAAGGAAGAAGUGUUUCUUUUCAGAGCCUGGAGCAGCCAGAACAAGGCAAAGCCCCCAGUUGCCCAGCAGCCCCCAUUGCAGCACAGGAUCUGCAGAACUGCACAGAAACACCAGAGAAGCCCAGAAACAGCAGAAAAGAAAGAACCCCCCAUCUUCACCCUGCUCAUGAAGCUGCUCAUUCUCCCAUCUUCCCUUCAGUGGAUCUGGCCCUCUUGCCACACACAGCGAGGUUCUCAGCACUGCAGGCUCCAUUUUCCUCAGGAACUUUGCCAGAAAAGGAGCACACCACAAACUGGGUAAUUUUGUUUUUUAUUCGCUAG
Molecule: messenger RNA, 975 nt
Organism: Melospiza melodia melodia
Lineage: Eukaryota; Metazoa; Chordata; Aves; Passeriformes; Passerellidae
Exons: 10
Coding region: 1-975 (324 amino acids)
Source: RefSeq, a predicted model, not a curated record